GAAAACAGACUGAAGAUGGAGAAUCUAGAAAUAGCUGGCCGUGAAGCAGGAAGAGGCCCUGGUGCCAUCCAGACUGGGACCAGCGAGGGAUUCUGGGAAAGAACCGUGCGGGAGAUCCCGGGCGAGGAGGUCGUCCUCAGCUCAGACGCUCAGCGCCAGUGUUUCAGGCAUUUCCGCUACCAGGAGGCCGAGGGACCCAGAGAGGUUUGCAGCCGACUCCACCAUCUUUGCCGCGAGUGGCUGAAGCCGGAGAGACACACCAAGGCUCAGAUCCUGGAUUUAGUGAUCCUGGAGCAGUUCCUGGCUGUCCUCCCCCCGGAGAUGGAGAACUGGGUCAGGGAAUGCGGAGCGGAGACCAGCUCCCAGGCGGUGGCCCUGGCAGAAGGUUUCCUCCUGAGUCAGGCAGAGGACCAGAAGCAGGGAGAGCAGCAGGGUCUGUUUUCAGAAGUGGCUCCUGGUUUCCCUGACGCAGCGAAGCCUCCGGUGGAUCCCCGAGAAAGAGAGACUGUCCAGGAGGGUCUUGGAGGUGCCACCUCACUGGGUGAAGGAAUGAUCCUGACAAGGCCUGCUCAGCCAUCUCUCCUUUAUUCCAGAGGGGAAGCAGUUGCUGCGACACCAAAUCAGAUGCCUCUCGUUGUCUCCCAGGGUUCAGGAUCCUCCUUUGAGGAGGUUGCUGUGUACUUCACGGGGGAGGAAUGGUCUGGGCUGGAUCCUCACCAGAAAGCGCUGCAUACAGAAGUCAUGCAGGAGAACGGCCAUCUUGUCACCUCUCUCGGUAAGACCCUCUAGCAGACAAUCGCAUU
Messenger RNA from Lacerta agilis (Sand lizard), 803 nucleotides. RefSeq names its product zinc finger protein 202-like. The transcript is spliced from 4 exons. The coding region runs from base 16 to 789 and encodes 257 amino acids. The record is from RefSeq and is a predicted model, not a curated record. Lineage: Eukaryota; Metazoa; Chordata; Lepidosauria; Squamata; Lacertidae. Gene Ontology annotation, biological process: regulation of DNA-templated transcription.